UGUUUGAUUCCUCAUCAAAAAUUCCUUCAGGAAUUUUGAUAGGAAACAAUGAGGACUUGGGUAUCUACGAUGAGUGUGUAUCAAUCGAAAUUCAGAAGGAAAUCGGAUUGAUUCGUGGACGUCACUGUAUGUACUCAUUAACUAUGAUGGCAUCCAGUUGGCCAAUGCCACUCCACACAACGUUAUCUAUUUGCCUACCUUCGGCAUGUGGUGCUCAGUCUCUGAUGGCAAUAUUACAGAAUGCGAGUCAUGAGGCAUCAGAUCAGCUGCCAUUCGACAUUAGGAUGGGGAAUGCCGCAUGCUCGGCAUUGGAUUCUCCACCGUUCGAAGUCGGAGAAAUCCUGACAAUAACGAUCUUCUCAAUCUUUAUUUGUUUCCUCAUUGGCUGUACCAUUUGCGAUAUUCUGAUGAGGACCAUCAUACACGUAGAUCCAGAAAGUGUUGUCAACGAGUUUUGUAGAUUCUCAUUCUACACGAAUUUGAAGCGAAUAUUCAGCACUAAAGAACCACGAGAGAAUAUACCAGCGAUUCAAGGAUUGAGAUUCUUCAGCUUAUGUUGGGUGAUCCUCGGUCAUGAGUAUGGUUUGAAAAUGCUGGGACCCACGAUCAAUAUGGAAGACAUACCUAGUGUACGGCAUCAGAAUCAAAUCUGGAUGCAGUCAUGGAGGUCAAUUUACAUUGCUCUAGCACCAUUUGCCGUGGACACAUUUUUCACGCUUAGUGGCUUCCUAAUAUCGUAUCUGUUUUUGAAGAAAAUGGCAAAAGGUCAAACGUUUAAUCCUGUUAUGUAUUAUCUCCAUAGAUAUAUUAGGUUAACACCAGCCUUCGCAGCCUUGAUUCUACUAACCAUUUACAUAUUUCCAAGAUGGGGGUCUGGCGCGUUGUGGGAAUCCCUGGUUUAUCAAGAGAGGAAGACGUGCCAAGAAAAUUGGUGGCCCAUGCUACUAUACGUUCACAAUUACGUGAACGCUGGUAUUAUGGGCUGCCUGACCCAUACAUGGUACCUAGCAGUGGACAUGCAACUAUUUUGGAUAUCUCCGUUGAUCCUUUAUCCUCUGGCCAAGAGACCGAACAUAGGAUUGGCUAUUCUUGUAGCAUUGAUCGUAGCAUCAAUCAUUUCACCUGCAGUUAUUGCGGCAGAACAUGAAUUCUCAGGAGCAGUAGCACCAUCUUUGAUAGAAAUCUUUCAACAAGAUGGAUACAAGUGGAAUGCCCCUUGGGAAAUAUUCUACACUGCAGUUGCAAGGCAUAUAUGGGCCUUUGGCGUAUGCUGGCUCAUCUACGCUUCUAUACUCGGAUACGGUGGAAUUGUGGGCAGAAUUUUAUCUCUGCCGAUUUUCAUGCCCUUUGGGAGGAUAUCAUAUUGUGUAUAUCUGAUUCACUUCAUGAUGCAACUAAUGAGAAUAGGGGCUACUAGGACACUGGUCAGCAAUCCCACAGUGUCGUUUGGACAUCUUGGUGAGCAGUCUCACGCUAAGCAACCUGGGCCCUUGACGAGCUUUGACGAGUAUGCUGGACUCACCAGAGAGCAUAGUACGAUCAGGGACAGAACGGAGCAGAUCUCUGAGCUCAGGCCUUAA
Messenger RNA from Diachasma alloeum, 1580 nucleotides. RefSeq names its product nose resistant to fluoxetine protein 6-like. Gene Ontology annotation, molecular function: acyltransferase activity, transferring groups other than amino-acyl groups. The record is from RefSeq and is a predicted model, not a curated record. The annotation marks the transcript as partial. The transcript has 8 exons. Lineage: Eukaryota; Metazoa; Arthropoda; Insecta; Hymenoptera; Braconidae.